Molecule: messenger RNA, 1233 nt
Organism: Oryzias latipes (Japanese medaka)
Lineage: Eukaryota; Metazoa; Chordata; Actinopteri; Beloniformes; Adrianichthyidae
Gene: fxn
Product: frataxin
Biological process (GO): intracellular iron ion homeostasis; iron incorporation into metallo-sulfur cluster
Cellular component (GO): mitochondrion
Molecular function (GO): ferrous iron binding; ferric iron binding; ferroxidase activity
Source: RefSeq, a predicted model, not a curated record
CUCCCAUGACUGAGUAUCACCCUCCCCAGGAAGGAAAAUCCUCCUGGAGCAGAGUCCCGUCAGGAGCUUCUGGCUGUUCGGUUGGAGGAAGACUCUAAAGGUGGCGGUGAGGCGGAUUCUGGGUCCCUUAAACCCACGAACAAGAGCAGAAGCAGCCGGUGACACUCUGCUGCGCCUCACCUUCAUCACCUUCAUCAUGUUCCUGAGCGGCAGCGCGCUGCGCGUGUCCGCUAAGGUGUUUCCGCGGUCCGCUAGGAGAGGCAUGGUCACGUGGCAGCAGCUCCCGACUUCCGCCGUAGCGCCGGACUGGGCGGGAAUCGAACCGCCGACCCGCAGACACAGAACCGCCAGACCGGCCCACGCGGUCUGGCUGUUGUCCAGAGGAAUUCACCUGAGCCCCGGGGGGCGGAGUCAGGGGGAACCGGGCCCGGUCAGCCGGCUGUCUGAAGCCGCCUAUGAGAAGCUGGCUGAGGAGACUCUGGACGCUCUGGCCGAGUUCUUCGAGGACCUGGCUGAUGAGGACGUGGCUGGAGAAGAGCUGGACGUGCUUUUUUCUAGUGGCGUUCUGACGGUGAAGGUGGGCGGAGACUACGGCACCUAUGUCAUCAAUAAACAGACGCCCAACAAACAGAUCUGGCUUUCUUCUCCAACCAGCGGGCCGAAGCGCUACGAUUGGAGCGGCGAGCGCUGGCUGUACUACCACGACGGCGUCAGCCUCCACCAGCUGCUGUCCCAGGAGUUUUCCCUCAUCUUCAAGAGGAACAUCAACCUGCUGGACCUCCCUCAUUCCUGAAACGGACCUCUGCGGAGUUCCGCCACUGUCGGCUGAAGGAGCCCCAGGUUUGAUCCCAGAACACCUCAGAGGAACCAGGAUGUUCCGGAGCAGCCCGCGUCACGGGGAAAAGAGCGUUCCUCUUCCUCUGCAGGUUCUGCUCUGCCGACAAAUCAACACUUUAAGACCCGAGUCUGAACCACGUCAUGAUCCAAAAGACGGUUCCUCCUCCCCUGUGCGGUUCUGCUUCUUGUCUGUGCUAGAACGUCGGUUUCUGAAAGUUGCUUUGAGCCAAAGUCAGGAGGUGAAACAGGAAUCCUCAGAUUCUGCUGAACAACGUCAGGAAGAAGGAAACCAGUCGGGUCUCAAACCAGCAACCUCCUCUAGACCCGCUGCACCACAGCCCUGGGGGGGGGGUAUUCUGUCUAAUGUGAACCCUCAUAAAGACUUUCAGACGUUUA